GCUAUCCCAGAAGAUGGCGGAGAGAGCAAAGAUGUGCCCCUUUCCUGUGCUGGUGCAGGGAGCCUGGGGGAGCCCCGAUCCCCCCAAAAUUUUGAGAAAUAAAAUCCUCCUCUACUUCCAAAGCCGGAAAAAAUCGGGAGGUGGAGAAUGCGAGAUCCAGAAGCAAGGGGGGCAGAUCUUGGUUUGCUUUGCCCAGGAGGAAGUGAGGCAAAGAGUUCUCUCCCAGAAGAUCCAUGAGUUUGAUGUGGAAGGAAGAGGAACACUAAAGCUGGAAGUCUCCCUGUAUGAAGCAACAGACCCAGAUAAAGAUAAUGCAGCUAAGGAGGAAAUAAUUCCUGGGAAGGUUCUGAGUGAAGAAGGCCAAGAAGAAGUACAAGACUGCCAAACAAAGAAUGAUACCCUAAGAAGUGGGCCAGCUGAGGAAGCUCCACGUGCUGAGAAGGAUAUUCUUGACUAUUCUCAAAGAUCUCCACUAGUAGUCCUUGAAAAUGUUGAAGAAAAUAUCCACCCGGACACAUUAAUGCUACUGGUGGAUAACAUCAGUGCUCUUUCGGGAGAUAGUACCUUCCAUAUUGAACAGAUAAAUGAGAAGAAGGCUGCAGUAGUAACCUUUCAGCAAAGCACUGCCGCUGAAAAUUUUCUCAAGCAAUGUGCCAAGAACAGCAGGUUCCAGCAGUAUAGAUUUACAGCCAGACCUCUCGAAUUGACUAAUGUAAUCAAAGUUGAGAAUAUUCCAGCUGCAACAUCCAGUGAAUUCCUAACUCUCUACUUUGAAAGUCCAAAACAUGGAGGAGGGCAGGUGUCCGAUAUUCAGAUGUUACCUACAGAAGAUUCAGCUCUGGUUAAAUUUGGUGAUUCUCAAGCUGCCCUGACAGCAUUGAAAAAGCAGCACUCAUUAAAUGGCCAGUCAGUCCUGGUUUAUCCAUUCUACAGUUCAUUGGAUACAGUUUUGUACGGAAAGGAGAAGCCACAAAUCAAGAUGCCGGAAUCAAUCAGUGUCCCUUUAGAUCCUUAUAUAUGGCAAUUUCUACAAGGAAAGAAUAAAUUAAUCCAAGAAAUAGAGAAAGAAAUGGCCAAUUGUUUCUGUGAAGUAAUAUGGCCCCAGGCAACUUGUGAGCAACCAGAACUCAUACUGUCUCCCUCCGCUAUCUUAGCUAAGAAAAGAAAGUCCAUAAAAGAAUUGGCUAGGUCUUGGAAAGAUAACGUUUCUGAGGAGUUUGCGUGCAUCCUGUCAAAGUUCGGGACAGUUAAAUGCAAAAUCAUUCCAGAAGCAUGGGAGACCCUUGAAAGCAAUUUGUUAAAAAAUGUAUUGGCCGUGCCGGACGACUCCAAAAAUUGUGUUACUCUAGCUGGUUUUGCAUUCACUGUGGAUAGUGUGGAGAAAGAGUUGAGGGAAUAUAUAGAACAUUUGACCAAGGAUGCUGAAAUAGCCGGGCAAACAUUACAGCAAACGUUGUCAAUUUCCCCAGUAAAGUAUAAAGUUUUGCAGCAUAUCUUGCUAGAAGAGAAUAUCAGUGAGAAAAACACUCGGCUGAAAUGGAGUUAUGAUGCUUCAACAAAGCAGUUGCAACUGAAUGGGAUACCUACAGAGGUUUACAAAAUGAAAAGUGACUUACUAGAGAAGAUGUUAAGGAUAGUGGAGAAAAAUGUCAAUAUUCAUCCUUCUAUUUUUCAAUUCCUACAAAGGGCAGACCCUGUUAAGUUGUGGAGCCUGUUUACAGCAAAUAAAAUUAAUGCUGCCUUUGAACUUACACAUGAUUCUAUAGCUUUGGUAGGAUAUCCCCCUGAAAGCCUCUUAAAAGCAGAGGAACAAAUAAAGAAAUGCUUGAAUCACAAAUGCAUUACAUUGAAGGAUCAGGAACUCAUCCACAGAAAGCAAUGGAAAGAACUAAUUAAACAUCUUCAGAAGCUAAAUAAUUCUGUUGAAGAAAGUGUAAUAAUUGAGGACUGGAUUGAUUUGGAUGGAGAUGCUAAAAUUAUUGUGGCUGGUUAUACAAAAGUUGUAGCAGAUGUCUACCAGCAACUUUCUGAUUUUGUUGUAAGAAACACCCACAUGCAAACAGUAAUUCCUGCCAGGUCAGUGGGUAUGGUGCAGUUUAUAGAGGAGGAAAAACAGAAGGUUUGGUGUGAUUUGAACAAGAAAGGCCUGAUCAUUAAUUUUGGACUCAGGCCAAAACAGAAGGACAUUGUCUUGAGUGGACCCAAAGUAGAAGUGACAGAGGCAGCAGUGAUGGUAAAACAAAUGCUGUCUUUACUGCACUCCGUGAAUGUAGUGUUUGAUAAACCUGGAGUGAAAGACUUUUUCAAAAACCAAGAACAUUACUAUGUUAACCAAGGGAAAAAAAAAUUCAACUGUUUGAUCAGAUUGCAAAGAGAUGAUGAGAAAAACGGAGGUUCUGUGGAAACUCUACAACACCUUCAAACCAAGGUAGACUUAAAAAAUGGUGUGGUGAUACAGGUCUGUAUGGGAGAUCUGACCCGUUAUCAAGCGGAUGUUGUGGUCAACGCAUCAAAUGAAGCACUGAAGCACAUUGGUGGCCUUGCCAAUGCUUUGCUAAAAGCGGCUGGCCCACAGUUGCAAUAUGAAUGUGAUGGUCUCAUACAGAAACAUGGAGAGCUGAAGCCUGGCUGUGCAGUAAUCACAGGAGCUUGGAACUUGCCGUGUAAACAGGUGAUUCAUGCUGUUGGGCCAAGAUGGACCAGUGCCAACAAAAAAAACUGUAUACAACUAUUAAAGAAAGCUGUAAGGGAAAGCUUAAAACUGGCAGAAAAAUUCAGUCAUCGCUCCAUAGCUAUCCCUGCCAUAAGCUCUGGGAUUUUUGGAUUCCCAAUAAAAGAGUGCACUCAUUCCAUUUUAACAGCCAUUAAGGAAACCUUAGAAGAAUUUUCUGAGAACAGCAGCCUGAAACAGAUUUGCCUGGUUGAUACGACCCCCAAAACAGUUCAGGCUUUUUCUGAUGCUUUACGCGAAGUGUUUAAAAGUGGACCACCCCAGCCCACAUCACUGUCUUCUCGAUCAAACAGUCAACGUAUGGAGAGUAAAGACGAUCUUGUAGUGACUUCUCAUGAAGGUCUGAAACUUAUCCUAGAAGAAAAAGGCAUCGAAGAUGCUACGACAGAUAUUAUCGUAAGCACUAUUGGCGAGGAUCUAAAGCUUGGCGUAGGCCCACUUUCAAAAGCUGUGCUGCAGAAGGCUGGAGUUGAGCUUCAAGAUGAGUUCCAUCAAAUGGUCCAAGAUCAAGGAGCCCUAGACAACUGUGUAAUUCCAACCCACGGGCAUAAUCUUGCCUGUCUUUUCUUGUUCCACGUUAUAGUUCCACAGUGGGAUGCAGGAAAAGGGAAUGCAAUCAAGAAACUUCAAAAUAUUAUGAGGAAAUGUCUAGAGAGGACUGAAAUGUUAUCAUUAAAGUCUAUCUCAUUCCCAGCCAUUGGGAGUGGAGGUUUUAAUUUUCCAAAUUCUGAGGUGGCUAAAUGUAUGUUUAAGGAAAUACUUACAUUCAGUAGAAAGAAGAAUUUCAAGUCCCUUCAGAAAGUUCAUGUUCUCCUACAUCCAAAAGAUAAAGACAAUAUAAAGGCAUUUACAGAGGUUUUUCAAUCUGGGAUUGAUGGUAAUGGAGGUUUCUUUGGAUCCCUUUCUACUUCAGCUUUAGGGAGUAAUGAAAUGAAGAUUGGAUCCAUUACCUUCCAGUCAAUGAUAGGAGAUAUUAUAAAGGAAAACACAGAUGUCAUUGUGAAUGUGACCAAUGAAAACUUUACAUCCAAAUCAGGUGUCUCCAAAGCAAUUUUGGAAGCUGCAGGACCUGAAAUUGAAGCAGAAUGUGUAAAACUUGUUCAUGGAGAAGUUAUCAUUUUCAUUUUUCCAGCCUCUCAGCCUCACAAUGGAUUUGUAACAACACAGAAUGGCAAACUAACCUGUAAAAAAAUUAUCCACCUGGCUCCUUGCUCCAGCAUCCAAAUACUGGUCUCCAAAGUUCUUCAGGAAUGUGAAGCAAAACAGUAUGCCUCUGUAGCCUUCCCUGUAAUUGGAACAGGUCAAAGAAGAGGGAGUCCUGACGAAGCAGCUGAUGAUAUCAUCAGUGCAGUUGCUGACUUUGCAGGAAAACAGUUGCCUCGAUACUUGAAACUUGUUAAAGUUGUUGUUUUUCAGCCACAUAUGCAAAAAUCCUUUUCCACCAUUUUGGAAAAUAAAGGUCAGACAUUGCCCAUUUCUGAAUCUAUGUCUUCUAAGUUUAAAUUUAAAGUAGUGAGUUCAUUUACUUCACCUGCUAAAAAGAAAAGUUUUAUAGUGUUGGAAAAGAAGAUUGAGACGUCAUCUUUUGAGAUAUGUGGCGAAAACUGGAAAAAGGUGGAAGAGGCUGAAGGCUGGCUAAGAAAAUUGAUUUUCAAGGAACAGACAGAAAAUCUCAUUGUUGAUGAGUUGAUAGACACAUUUGCUGAUGCCGAAAUCAAGAGACUGAAUGACCUCCAGAAAAGAUUGAAUAUUGCCAUCCAUCUGAACAAGACGGAGUCCCCUCCUUUUAUUUUGGUAUCUGGUAUCCCCCGGGAUGUCCUCACUGCUUUCACAGAAAUCCAGAACCUAUUAAAAACACUUAAAGCUGACCAGGAAAAGAAAUCCAAGGCAGAACUUGUUAACGUUUUGGUUGAGUGGCAGUUUUUUGCAUAUGGAAAUGUCUUUCUACCUUUUGAUACAUUAAGUAACCUUGAUUUAGAAGAUGCUAAAAUCAGCAAAAAGGGACAAAUUCAGAUCCAAAUACAGGGACAGAAAUACACAGCCGACCUGAACAAGAUGUGUGUUGUAGACAGCCAAGGAAAAAGUAUGAAAAUUAAACGUGUUGGAAAGGAUGAAGGCAAACUAUUAGAACAUCUUCCUGAACAUUGGGAAGAUAUGAAAGGAAAUCAUGUCAAACUGGUUCCACUACAGCCCACAGCAGGAGAAUAUAAGGACAUUGUAAAAAUAUUCCAGAUUGGCUGCCCUACGUUCACAAUUGAAAAGAUUGACAGGGUACAGAAUCCUUACCUCUGGCAAGCCUAUCAAGUCAAGAAAAAGCAAAUAGAUACACAAAAUGGGCAUGGAAACAAUGAGAAGAUCCUUUUCCAUGGGACUUCCUUUUCCACAGUGGUGUCAAUUUACCAGACUGGCUUUAACCGCAGUUAUGCUGGAAAGAAUGCUGCAUCAAUUGGUAAUGGGACCUAUUUUGCUGUCUGCUCAAAUUAUUCUGCGCAGGAUGCCUUCUCCAAGCCAGACGCAAAUGGCAGAAAAUAUAUGUACGUUGCCCAUGUUCUGACUGGAGAUUAUUGUAUUGGAAGCUCUGGACAGAUUAUACCUCCACCCAAAAAUAAUGGCGGGUUUGACCUAUACAACAGUGUAACUGACAACAUGAAUCAACCAUCAAUGUUUGUUAUCUUUCACGAUGCUCAGGCUUACCCAGAAUAUCUAAUUACUUUUAGAAGAUAGGUUAACAGGCAAAACGUGAUUUAUUUCCCUUUCUUCUCACAUUAAAAGCAAGUAGUUUGAAUGAACCUUUUUAAAAUACUUGUCACUUGAAUCUCGAUUCAGUAUUUAGUUCCUCUCUAGAGUGGAAAAGACUAAAAUAAGUAAAAUCCAGUAAGAGGUCAGAAAAUGAUAUUCAAGAGAGGAUAGAACAUGAUUUUCUGGAUAGAGAACGUAUUUGAAGAAAAUGAUAGAACUAAGCAUUGCAAUCGUGUAAAUGCAAUGAAGAUAUAUAGAUAAUCCUCGACUUAAGGAACGUUUUGAAGUCUACUUAAUACUGAUCAGAUUUUCAAAGUAUCCCUUUCAGUUUCAAUGAAAGUCAUUUUGUACUUCAAAUGAAAUAAAACAAUGGGUGCUUUUUCUAGAGGAAGACACUGAUGCUUAAAACAGCCAAAUCAGUGUUUUCUCUUUUUUUUUCCUGGUGGUUCUAUCCAUUCUGAAUUCUGAAUUUUGCUAUCAUGUCACUUUCUGUGUCCUCCACCAAUUUAUCUGUUUUUUCCAGGAGCAUUCAGCACCUAUUUCUGCAUUUCUCUCUGGUUAUAAGCAAGUUAUGAGUGAGAAUUUUUUUGUAUUAUUUCUGGAAAAGUGGUUGGCAACACCUAUCUAUCAAUUAAAUAUGCCUAUUAUUGCUUGAGAAGGUAGUAAGAAAACAACAUUUAAUUGUAUUACUAGUUUCCAUCUCGUCCUUAAUCCAAAAUGGUUCCAUGCUUAUGGUAUUUAGAAGAGAACGGCUUAUGAGAAAUUUUACUAUCAAAUGGUGUUAAAAUAAAAGCCAGUUUUGCUUUACGACAUUGUG
This is a messenger RNA of Protobothrops mucrosquamatus (brown spotted pit viper), 6287 nucleotides long. Its product is annotated as protein mono-ADP-ribosyltransferase PARP14. Gene Ontology annotation, biological process: negative regulation of gene expression. The transcript has 18 exons. Gene Ontology annotation, cellular component: cytoplasm; nucleus. Lineage: Eukaryota; Metazoa; Chordata; Lepidosauria; Squamata; Viperidae. Bases 14 to 5455 code for a protein of 1813 amino acids. Gene Ontology annotation, molecular function: transcription corepressor activity; NAD+ poly-ADP-ribosyltransferase activity; RNA binding. The record is from RefSeq and is a predicted model, not a curated record.